This is a messenger RNA of Phialemonium atrogriseum, 1950 nucleotides long. Its product is annotated as hydrolase 76 protein, variant 2. NCBI's taxonomy places the organism in Eukaryota, Fungi, Ascomycota, Sordariomycetes, Cephalothecales, Cephalothecaceae. Gene Ontology annotation, molecular function: mannan endo-1,6-alpha-mannosidase activity. The record is from RefSeq and is a predicted model, not a curated record. The transcript has a single exon. The coding region runs from base 97 to 1710 and encodes 537 amino acids. Gene Ontology annotation, biological process: carbohydrate catabolic process; fungal-type cell wall biogenesis.
UUCCCGAAUGUCACCCCCCCGUAAAAUCGGGCCAGGGCAUUUUUUGUCAUUUAUUAACCAACACGGUGCUUCGCAGGGUGGGAGGCUGGUGCCCUCAUGGGCGCCCUAGUCGAUUACUGGUAUUACACGGGGGAUGACACAUACAACGAUGUGACGCAGCAGGGCUUGCUCUUCCAGGUCGGCCCCGGGAACGAUUAUAUGCCGCCAAAUCAGAGCUUGACCGAGGGGAACGACGAUCAGGGGUUCUGGGGCAUGGCCGUCAUGACGGCGGCCGAGUACAACUUCCAAGACCCGCCGCCAGACCAGCCGCAGUGGCUGGCCCUCGCCCAGGCCGUCUUCAACACCCAGGCCGCCCGCUGGGACACGACCGAGUGCGGCGGCGGCCUGCGGUGGCAGAUCUUCACGUGGAACAACGGCUACGACUACAAGAACUCCAUCUCUCAGGCCUGCUUCUUCAACCUCGCUGCCCGCCUCGCCCGUUACACGGGGAACCAGUCGUACGCUGACUGGGCCGACAAGACGUGGGACUGGAUGGUCGACACGGGCCUGAUCGAUGUGAGCACCUACGACAUAGUUGAUGGUAUGCACGUCAACAACUGCUCCCAGUUCACGCCCUACCAGUGGUCCUACAACGUCGGCGGCUUCCUCAUUGGCGCCGCCGCCAUGUACAACUUCACCGAGGGCAGCGAGCGUGAGACGUGGCGGGACCGCGUCGACGGCCUUCUCAACGGUACAAACGUCUUCUUCAAGAACGGCGUCAUGACCGAGGUUGCCUGCGAGCCCGUCAACCUCUGCAACAUCGACCAGCAGAGCUUCAAGGCCUACCUGUCGCGCUGGAUGGCCGCCACCACCAAGUGGGCCCCUUGGACCUACGACCGCGUCAAGCCGCUGAUGGCGACGUCGGCCGUCGCCGCCGCCUCGCAGUGCCUGGGCGGCUCCAACGGCCGCAUGUGCGGGCUCAAAUGGACCGACAAUGGCAAGUACGACGGCUCGACCGGCGUGGGCCAGCAGAUGUCCGCCAUGGAGAUCGUCCUGGCCAACCUGGUCACCGACUCGUCCCCGCCCGUCACCAACAGUACCGGCGGCACGAGCCAGGGCGACCCCUCCGCCGGCGGCUCCGACGUCGGCCGCACAGACCCCUUAAGCACCUUCCCGCCCAUCACGACGGGCGACCGCGCCGGCGCCUGGAUCCUCACCCUCGUCGUGAUCGCCGCCCUCGUCGCCGGCUGCAUCUUUGUCCUCCUCGACGAGACGAGCCCCAAGACCGUCCGCCAGCGGUGGGCAGGGCUCCCGCCCAUGAUGACGACCACCGCCGCCGGCCUGCUGCGGAAACGGCCCGGGAGGAGGCCGCCGCCGCCAUCGUCGCCGUCGGGUCUGGCUGGUGCCGGCUUUGAGGACACCAAGGAGAUUGAGCGGUCGGACAGCGACGACCGCAGCUCUGGGUCGCAGGUGGGGUGGGCCAUGGCGACGCCCGAACCCGAGCCGCGCGCCGGCGCCCCCGUGGAGGAGCUGUCGUCGUACUACCAGCACCGCAGCGCGAGGGCGGCGGGGCCCGGGCCGAUCGAGCGGCCCGCCGCCCUCCGGCUGCCGCCGAUGGUGGCGAGGGACCACAGGGCGUCGUACCCGGGGACCAGGGCGAGGAAGCCGCUGCGGAAGAGGCUGGCGUCGGAUGUGAGGGUUGGCGUUACGGGCGUGAACGGCCGUGUUUAGAUGUAUCAGUAUUAAUCAUGUCUACUACACUGGGAAUGGGGGUUAGGGUUUCACGGAAUGGCAUGGGUUCUUGGGGGGAAAGAGGUGUCUUGAUAUUUCGGCGGCGUUCGUUGGGAAAGGGGUUUCAAAAGGCUGACCAUCUCUGGGCGGUGGGAUUAUCGGCAUCCUUUGGGGAACUCAUGAUUCAUUGGUUCAUACGGGUUCGGUUGGGUGGGCUUGUCCCUGGUUUUUCUACACAGC